Lichtheimia ornata is the source of this 237-nucleotide messenger RNA. RefSeq lists its product as uncharacterized. NCBI's taxonomy places the organism in Eukaryota, Fungi, Mucoromycota, Mucoromycetes, Mucorales, Lichtheimiaceae. The transcript has a single exon. The record is from RefSeq and is a predicted model, not a curated record. The coding region runs from base 1 to 237 and encodes 78 amino acids.
AUGCUCGCCUUUAUCAAACGGAACUUUGUGCCAGCAAUGGCAGUUACCAUUGUGCCAUUGGGUUACUUUUUCGGUAUCCAACUUCGUGAAGAUCGCGAUUCGAAACGGAUCAAGGAGCAACUACAACAACAAAGCGAGGAAGAACGGAUAGCACAACUCGAGAAAAAACGCGCUGCUCUUAUUGCUGAACGUAACGCCAUCAUGGAGAGACGUGCCAAUACUGAUAGCAACAAAUAA